CUUUCAGUCCGUCUAGUACACAGGAUAGCGGCACUCAUGGGUACUCACAGAAGCACAGUAGCGAUUUCUACCACCGUUUAGCACCACAGAAGGUGCGACAUUUAUUCCGGGCACGUACCUGCCAGCGGACAGUCCUGAAGCCCCCAGGAAUCUCGCGCUCUAGUAGAGUGAGAGCGGAGCGCGCGCGCGGCACGGACCGCAGUGGAAUGUAGCGGGGAUUCCCGGCGCGCGGGGCAAGAGCUGUCAGUCAUUCAUCAACGCCACAAGAAAACACCCGAGUAGGUGGAGCAUGCCCAGUGGGAGCGGUUGGCAUUACUAUGCCUGAAGGCACGUGGCGAUGGUGUCCAUGGAGACAGAUGGCAGCUUCACCGGGGGCCACGGUCUGUCCCUAUUACAGGCUGAAGAUGGCGUGGGGGCCGGGCUCGCACAGCAAGAGGGCUCGUGGCUCGGCUUCCGGGCGACUGUAAGUGCUGUGCUGCUGCUGGAGCUGCUCCUCGGGGUGGGCGGCAAUCUGACCGUGCUGGUGUUAUACUGUGGUCACUGUAGCCUGCUGGAGUCUGUCAGCCAUGCGGUCACUCUCAGCCUGCACACUCUUGACCUGCUGCUCUGUCUCCUCUGCCUACCCAUCACUGCCACGCUCCUCAUACUGGGUGGAGCCUCGGUUCCACACCACGCCCUCCUCUGCUGUCUCCACGAAUCAGCAGCCAGCUUCGCCAGCGUGGGCACCGCACUCAACCUGCUGCUUAUCAGUUUAGAUCGCUAUGACAUCAGCGUCCGACCAGCCAAUCGCCUGCUGACGCCUCGAAGGGCAGCUGUUUUACUUGUGGCAGUGUGGGCGCUUUCUCUAGCUGUGCCACUUCUUCCAUUCGUGGAGGCAGGGUUUGUGUCAGGGCAAGGCGAGGGGGUGUUUGUGCACACAAAUGGCACUGUGCUUUGUUCGGAGUGGGGGGGAACUCUACAGGCUCAUCUGUUACUGCAGGUUCCUGUGUUCCUGUGCUCUCUUGCUGUGAUGCUAUUUACAUACUCACGAAUUCUUCAGACACUGCGCAUCCGCAUUGGACGCACACCCAGGCCACAUCGAGACAGCAAACGGCCUGCACAUCGCCUCUGGUUGCGUCGUAAAAGGUCAACAAGGUCACCCGAUCACAUGACAAGGAAUACGCCCACAUCGCCACCACCACUCUCAACUGGGCCACUUAUCAUCGCAGAUACAGUUACCACUGUAACAAUCAACACUGAGACCAACACUCCUUCGCUCACCACGCCACUUAGCCCCACCCCUACGGUGUCUGUCAUAACCUCACCUUUAAGCCCCACCCCCACUGCAUCAAUGACCCCUUUGAGUCCCACCACAUCACUGUCUGUAAUAACUAGCCCGAAUAUCGCUACUCCUGCGUCCACGCCUUUGAGUCCCAUGCCCACUGUGUCUACAGUAACCACUCAAGUAAGUCCUGCCCCCGUCCAGGGUCCAUCCAGCAUGGGAGUGGGUGCGUCAGUGUCAGCCAUUUUAGCUCUGCGCCGAGCAGUUCGGCGCCACCGGGAUCGACGGGAACGUCAAAGGCGAGUCUUUCGCAUGUCUGUCAUCAUCAUUCUCUCGUUUCUCCUAUGCUGGGCGCCACUCUCUAUAAUGCCCAUUCUCAUGCUGGCAAUCGGGCCGUCUGAUUGGCUGGAACGCCUGAGACUUUGCUUCCUAGUGCUCGCUUAUUGGACGGUAGUGCUACAUCCGCUGCUGUACGCGUUUACGAGGCAAAAACUGCGCAAAGUUCUGCAUACCCGUCUGCGCAGGCUGAGGCCGCAAAACGUACAGACUCGUAUUCGCACGAAUACCAGGAUCCAUCGCAAGCACGGGGCAAAUUGCAGCGAUGCUACUGAGCGCUGCCUGACGGAGGCUGUUAGAGAGUGAGUGUUUGUGUGUCUGGGACUUAUAACUAGGCUCAGACAGAAUCUGAGUGUGCGUUCCCUUGGGUGAACCCUCUGUGCAUUUAUUAAAUGUUUUGGGGGAUUUAAUUAUGGUUUCAGAUGCUAGUAUGAUUGAUUUCUGCUCCAUUUAGCAUAUUUUACUAUAUUUAAAUCAAGGCUGUAGCCAUUUUUUGAACACUAGAUAGGACCAAAGGAGUUUUUUGGGGGGAGGGAUUAAGUAAUUAAGGCAAUUAAGUGGAAUAAAGAAAAAUUAAGAAAAACAGAAGGGUCCAGAUAUGUUGGUAACAAUCAGUUUGCACAUAUGCACACAUUCACUGUUAGUUGUCCAUCUAAUAUGCUGAAUAGUGCUUCGUUAAUGUUUUUGUCUUGUAACAUUUAGCUUUGACUUACAUGAUUCAUGUAAAUGAUUGUAAAAAUCCAUAGAUGAGCCUUUAUUUUCAAUUCAAAGACAAUUAAAAAGGGGUAGGGAUGGGACAAGAGUUAUGGAUUAUAUUGCCAAACAAUUCUUGAAAUGUAAAUGUUUAGCUACUUAUUUACCAUUAAAGCCAAAAGCUGCGGUCACACUGCACUUUUCUCCCCAUAGACUUCUAUUCAUACGCACGCGAAUGCGUCAGACCAGGAACGCAAGGUCAUGCAACAAGUUUCACAGUUCGUUGUGAAAUCGCAUCACUUGACUGCGUGAGACCAACUGAUGAUCAAAACAUGCCCUGUAUGAACAGAAAUUUAAAAUAUGGACCAAUCGCUCGCUUUUUUUUAAUGUCUAAUGUCUUGUUUAAUCCCGCCCCUUUUUGCAGUGCCGUACUACAGAAUUUAGCAAGCUCAAACUUUAGUGUGACCGCGGCAAAAGCAUCACAGCUACAUUUAAACCACCUGUGGAAUCCUGUAUAGCCUGCAUUCUUCACUUUAUAUGGCCGUCUUAAUUUUUUUAUCAAACCACCAACCAAUGUGUUAGCGGUGUGUAUUAAAGUGCACUAGAGCAGUGUUUCUCAACCACGUUCCUGGAGGACCUCCAACUCUGCAGGUUUUGGAUGUCUCCUUUGUCUGUGUUACCCAUUUCAGGUGUUUCAGUCUCUGCUUAGGAGCUGAUGAUCUAAAUCAGGUGUGCUUGGUUAAGGAGACAUGGAAGAUGUGCAGAGCUGGUGGGCCUCCAGGAAUGUGGUUGAGAAACACUGCACUAGAGCAACAUCAAGAAUAUCAAAUAUUGGGUGAGAGGGUCAAUUUAAACAUAUCUAAUUAUUGGGUGAGGGGGGCUGUCGAUAAAAUCAAUUUAAAGUAUUUGCAGAAAAUGUCAAAGUCAGCAGAUUCCGCCUGGGCCUAUUUAUGACUGUACGUACAAGGUAAAGUAUGUGCAGGAACCCAUUUAAAGUGUUAGAUGUAUUAGAUGAUAUGUGUGACUUGCUCACCUCUAUAAAGGAAAUUAAAAGAUGUUGGUAGGCCUCUCUUUUGUCCAUGAGUGUGUAUUAUCAUUGGCAAACUAAUCAGCACAGGGUUUCUAAAGCACACUGAACUCUGAGGUCAAUAGGCCGCUGUCUAAUUAACCAGUAGAGCACAAAUAUUCUCAUGGUGCUAGAGGAUUAAAGAGCGAGACCCAGAGAGCGAAUCUACAUGUGUGAGUCUGCAAGAGGUCAUGUGCAAUAAACUCCAAAUCCAGGUUAUGCAUCGCAUGAUUUCCAUCACAAUUAAUACCAAUCUAUCGGCUUUCAUCGUGUGGUGUAAAAGUAACCAUCCACCAGUACACAUACAUUUGCACAUAUUUUCCAGUGUCCUUCUCACUGAUAGUCUAGAGGGCAAUAGAUUUAUCAUAGUGUUUAUUAAUGUAUAUGAUCAGGGAUGUAAAUAGUCAGUGAUAUUUCUGUGGUUUGAAACUGCAGCUGAUUUCAAUUCUGCUCUACCAAGGGCAUGCGUACUGGUUCGAUCAGUUUCUGAAGAUAUUGACACUGAAACCACUUUUUCAAAGCUGAAAUUAAUUUAUUUUGUGUCCCAUAUAUGUAUAUAUCUUGUCAGUGUUGUACAUUAUUUCACUUUGAGGUGGUAAUUGUAUUCUUUUACA
Messenger RNA from Danio aesculapii, 3970 nucleotides. Its product is annotated as G-protein coupled receptor 22-like. The record is from RefSeq and is a predicted model, not a curated record. Gene Ontology annotation, cellular component: membrane. Bases 338 to 1903 code for a protein of 521 amino acids. Lineage: Eukaryota; Metazoa; Chordata; Actinopteri; Cypriniformes; Danionidae. Gene Ontology annotation, biological process: G protein-coupled receptor signaling pathway. Gene Ontology annotation, molecular function: peptide binding; G protein-coupled receptor activity. The transcript is spliced from 2 exons.